This is a messenger RNA of Chanos chanos (milkfish), 2356 nucleotides long. RefSeq names its product aldehyde dehydrogenase 6 family, member A1 (gene aldh6a1). The transcript is spliced from 12 exons. Gene Ontology annotation, molecular function: methylmalonate-semialdehyde dehydrogenase (acylating, NAD+) activity. Bases 87 to 1667 code for a protein of 526 amino acids. The record is from RefSeq and is a predicted model, not a curated record. NCBI's taxonomy places the organism in Eukaryota, Metazoa, Chordata, Actinopteri, Gonorynchiformes, Chanidae. Gene Ontology annotation, cellular component: mitochondrion. Gene Ontology annotation, biological process: L-valine catabolic process; thymine catabolic process.
GGUGCAUUUGCUGGCCACGCUCUUUUACGGGGGUUGGGACGUAAUUUUGGGGAAAAAGAAUCAAUCAGACUAAGCCAGUUUCCAUCAUGGCGACGACGUUGGUCCGUUCCGUUCUGAAGAAAAGGCAGGUCCCUCUUCAGCUGGGACGCAUGUGUUACUCGUCUUCUGUGCCCACCACCAAGUUGUUCAUUGAUGGGAAGUUUGUGGAAUCUAAGACCUCAGAAUGGAUUGACAUCCACAAUCCAGCCACCAAUGAGGUCAUCGGUCGGGUGCCCAAGGCCACUCAGGAGGAGAUGUUGGCAGCUGUGGACUCCUGCUCUCGGGCAUACACCACAUGGUCAGAGACCUCCAUCCUGACCCGCCAGCAGGUCUUCCUCCGUUACCAGCAGCUUAUCAAAGACAACAUUAAAGAACUGGCGAGGCUGAUCACGUUAGAGCAAGGGAAGACUCUGGCUGACGCCGAGGGAGAUGUUUUCAGAGGACUGCAGGUGGUGGAGCACGCCUGCAGCAUCACGUCCCUGGUACUGGGCGAGACUCUUCCCUCCAUCACCAAAGACAUGGACACCUACACGUACAGGCUGCCCAUUGGCGUGUGUGCAGGCAUUGCCCCCUUUAACUUCCCUGCCAUGAUUCCGCUGUGGAUGUUCCCCAUGGGAAUGGUGUGUGGGAACACCUACCUGCUCAAGCCCUCUGAGAGAGUACCUGGCUGUACCAUGCUGCUAGCCAAACUGCUGCAGGACUCUGGGGCUCCUGACGGGACCCUUAACAUCAUCCACGGCCAGCAUGCCGCUGUGAACUUCAUCUGUGAUCACCCUGCAAUAAAGGCCAUCAGUUUUGUGGGCUCCAACCAGGCAGGAGAGUACAUCUAUGAGAGAGGAUCCAAAAACGGCAAGAGAGUGCAGUCUAACAUGGGGGCGAAAAACCAUGGUGUAGUCAUGCCUGAUGCUAAUAAGGAAAAUACACUAAACCAGCUGGUGGGCGCUGCAUUUGGAGCAGCUGGCCAACGAUGCAUGGCCCUCUCCACUGCCGUCCUGGUUGGCGAGGCUAAAAACUGGUUGCCGGAACUGGUGGAACGCGCUAAGAACCUUCGUGUCAAUGCAGGUGAUCAGCCAGGAGCCGAUGUGGGUCCACUGAUCUCACCCCAGGCCAGGGAUCGCGUGAACAGCCUAAUCAAGAGUGGUGUGGAUGAGGGUGCCAAAUUGCUGCUUGAUGGCAGAAAUGUUAAGGUCAAAGGUUAUGAGAAUGGCAACUUUGUAGGGCCCACCAUCAUCAGCAAUGUUAAGCCGGAUAUGACCUGCUAUAAGGAGGAGAUUUUUGGACCCGUGUUGAUCGUGCUGGAGGCUGACAGUUUGGACGAAGCCAUCGAAAUCGUAAACCGUAACCCAUAUGGCAACGGAACUGCCAUCUUCACCACCAACGGAGCUACCGCUCGCAAAUACAGCCACGAAGUGGACGUGGGUCAGAUUGGAGUGAAUGUACCAAUCCCUGUCCCUCUGCCCAUGUUUUCAUUCACUGGUUCCCGAGGCUCCUUUAGGGGAGACACCAACUUCUAUGGCAAGCAAGGCAUACAGUUUUACACACAAAUCAAAACAAUUACUUCACAAUGGAAGGCAGAGGAUGCCACUUUGAAAUCUCCUGCUGUUACCAUGCCAACCAUGGGCCGUUAAAUCAUCUUUCUUCGUAUUUCUGAGCCUCUAAAAAUCUUGAAACUACUGCGUAGAUGGAAAAUGCUGAGUGCAAAGACCCCUACACAGCACAGCCUUAAUAUUUUACUGAGAUUAUACGUCAAAUGUAUGAUUUUUUUUUUUUUUACUGGUUUUGGAUUUAAUGACCCAUAUAAUAUGGCACUACUGUCAAAUACAACAGUUCUUCACCUGAAAUUGUCAUUUUGCAGGAAUAGUUCCUACCAUAACACUACCUGAUGCUUCAUUAUGAUUGUGUUCAAGAAAUGUGGUCAGUAACAUCAAUGUUCAGCCCAACGUUUUACUAAACUGUCCGUUGUUUUUUUUUUUUUGUUUGUUUGUUUGUUUUUUUCCCCCCCAAUUUUUAUGCCUGUGAAGUUUAUACUAAUGUUGGCUGCUGGUUUGAAAAGAAGGACCAUUUCCAAAAAUUUUAAAACUGUCAUCAACCAGACAGCUUUCUGAUCGACAUUUCAGAAUUUGCACACCGUUCCACUCACAUCAAGCUUUCACUUUGUCCAGGCUGUCUCUGCAAUACACUUUGUUCCACAUCCAAUAGAGGUGCUCCAAGGACUGUAUGGUGAAACUACAGAACAUCAUGUGAAAUGUAGCACCUUGUCAUAAGAAGUUCAGUACAGGAAUCAGCAUUAAAGAUUUACUUGAAGUAUUGUAAUGUU